This is a messenger RNA of Eucalyptus grandis, 783 nucleotides long. RefSeq names its product putative methyltransferase DDB_G0268948. Lineage: Eukaryota; Viridiplantae; Streptophyta; Magnoliopsida; Myrtales; Myrtaceae. The transcript is spliced from 2 exons. Gene Ontology annotation, molecular function: S-adenosylmethionine-dependent methyltransferase activity. The coding region runs from base 1 to 783 and encodes 260 amino acids. The record is from RefSeq and is a predicted model, not a curated record.
AUGGCGAUGCAGAGCCCGUACGACCACGUAACUGAGAAUUACGUCGCCGUACGGCCCCAGUAUCCCGACCAGUGGUUCUCCAAGCUCUCCGCUUUGACCUCCCGCCAUGCCUUGGCUUGGGAUGCCGGCACUGGCAACGGCCAAGCGGCCAUUGCGGUCUGUCGCAGAGUGGUUGCAACUGACAUAAGUGAACCCAUGCUGAAGCAAGGGAUCCCACACCCUCGAGUUCAGUACCUACACACGGGGUCAUCCUUGUCAGAAGAAGAAAUGGUGGCAAUGCUCAGGGGCGAGAACUCAGUCGAUUUGAUCACGGUGGCCGCUGCUGUCCAUUGGUUUGACAUCCCAAAGUUCUACUCUGUUGCCAAACGGGUCCUCCGCAGGCCCGGAGGCGUGAUCGCCAUUUGGACCUACACGGACAUGAUCAAAGUCAAUCCAAAAAUUGAACAUAUACUAAGACGUCUGCGCGAAGCCAGUAAGCCAUAUUGGAAGCCAGGGUUGCAGUACAUGUUUGAAGAGUAUCGAAACCUUCCAUUUCCGUUUGAGAGCGUGGGUUUAGGUUGCGAAGGACAACCUGUUCAGCUAGAAAUGCCGAGGGAAAUGAGUUUUGAGACGUUUUUGAGUGUCCUGAGGACUAUGUCGGCAGUAGCGACGGCCAAGCAGGAUGGCGUGGACCUGUUGACCGAUGAUGUUGUGAAAGAGUUUGAGACCGCUUGGGGCGGAUCGGAUUUGGUCAGAACUGUCAAGUUCAAGGUUUUUAUGCUCGCUGGAACCGUGAAAGCUUGA